This is a messenger RNA of Amoebophrya sp. A120, 987 nucleotides long. Lineage: Eukaryota; Dinophyceae; Syndiniales; Amoebophryaceae. The record is from the annotation of a GenBank genome assembly.
GUGUUUCCUCAUUCACUCGAUGCAACACUGCAUGUCCAGGUCGCAAGAAAAACUCACACUUCGUAAAGAUUCUAAUUACUCUUCGGAGUCAUUCCUACGUCGCUCUUCGGGGCCUAGUUUUAGUCUCCGACCAAAUGACAUUUGUUAGCGCUCGAAUGAUAGAAAACGUGGCCUUCGGGCAUCAUCGCCGCCAGACCUGGGACACCAGCGAGGCGAGCGCAUGCAUCUACGCAACCUCGUGCAUCGUGUGGAAAUUGAUCACGACGUCGACCUUUUGCAGGGGGAGUUCUCCCUCGUCUCGAUGUUUGUUGCAGCAGUGAAUCACGAAAGGGCGUGUGAGCCGAACUUCGAUGCGAUGCUCACAAGCAUCGAAGCGGAAGGCCACGACGAAUUUUGGGAGCAAGUCAAGCACUUGUGGACACUGAAAGAAAUGAUGACGGAGGACGAUGUGGACUGGCAGGAGGGGAACACUCCAGCAAGUGACGACGAAGAGGAAGAGGAAGCUGAGGAAGACAAUCUGGAUCGCCCAGCAAUACGAGAGUGAGUCGCCAGCGCGGAAUGCCGAUGAACGGAUCUCGACUACUUACUCAUCUUUGCAAGGCGUGCUUCCAUUUACAAGAGCAUGUCGGGACCGACAGCUGUCUUUGCUUUCUGCUCUUGUUUCGCAGUAGCCAGCAUCUCGCGUCUUCACGCAAGGCUUGGUUUCGCAGUAAGUAGCGACGUUUCAAUGUUACUCUUAUUGUACAGAAUCAGAAAACAUUGGUAGGCGUACUAUCUUUCUCCUUGAAGAUGUUUGUACCACAGUCCGAUUCUCGCGAACAGUGGAAAACUGUUUGCAUCGAAAUAAGUUAUCAGUAUCAUCUUGGAUUUUUCACUGUAUGAUUUUCAACGCAGCAACAAUGUUGAACCAGAUUGAGUUUCGAUGCAACGCCGAGUAGGAUAAUCUUCCUACUGGCGGCAGACGGGUAUGUUGGCUUGGGAUGUACC